AUGCAGGGAACUGUGAACUUAAGGUCAAUGAACAAGGUGGAGAACCAUGUAUGGGGACGGGUGCGCUCGGGCUUUAUGAUGUUCGUGCCGAUUCUCGUGACCUACCUGGUGCUGCGUCUUCUUGUGGGCUACACUGACGGGCUGCUUUCGCCGUUGCUUGACUUGCUGCCAUUUAACGCACCGGGGCUGAGCCUGUUUUUGCUGGUCGUUAUUUUCUAUUUUUCGGGUCUUGUACUUUCGCCUCGUGUGGGAAAGAUGGCGAUAAUGGCGCAGCAUGCGAUUUUCAGCCGCAUACCGGUAAUCAGGAGCAUAUACGGGUUGACAGAGCAGGUUGCUGGGCAUCUGUCCGCAUACGAUGGGCACGAGUUCAGCCGGGUGGUGCUGGUGGAGUGGCCGAAGCCGAAUGUGUACGCGGUGGGCUUCGUGACGGGGCAUUGCGAUAUGAAGGGGGACGAUAGCAAGAGAGUUGCCGUGUAUAUUCCGACUGUGCCGAAUCCCACCUCGGGAAUGUUUGCGCUGAUGAGGCUGGGCGAUGUGGUUGACACGGAGAUCACGGUGGAAGAAGCGAUCAAGCUCGUGCUUUCCGGCGGAAUUGUGCUGCCAGAGCAUAUGAACGACAUUGUAAUGCGUCCCCGCGGCCAAACGGACACGAGUGAGAUUGCGGACCCGGAUGAGAUUACGGAUGAGAUUAUAGAUGCAGACUCGGUUGUGACCGUGGGCAGCUACCGCAACGGUCAUAACGGCCAUAAGGAGAAGCAAGUUACUUCAGAAGGCGUCAACUGA
Molecule: messenger RNA, 783 nt
Organism: Geodia barretti
Lineage: Eukaryota; Metazoa; Porifera; Demospongiae; Tetractinellida; Geodiidae
Source: the annotation of a GenBank genome assembly